AGAGAGCUUUGAGUUACAACAAGCAGCUAGAAUGUUUCAAAGCGAUCUAAAACUCUAUGUUAAUGUUUUAAAUCGAAAGCUAAUAAUAUUUUCGGAAUCGUGAUUUAUCCUCUCUGCAAUUUCUGCAGAAAAGUAUGAAAUAAGUUUGAGAUUCGUCAGUGCGCAUAAAAUGCUUUAGAAGAAGAGUUUUUGGUAAACGAAUAUUCCCCAUUGCAAUUUAUUUAACCAUGGCCCUAGGCGGGACGGCUCUUGUUGAUGGAGCAGCAAUUGUUGAGAAGACUAAAUCGACUGUUGAACGGGAAAGAUGGGAUAAGAAAAUUGAAUUUUUAUUGGCAGUCGUGGGAUUUGCUGUCGAUUUAGGAAAUGUGUGGAGAUUUCCUUAUAUCUGUUUUAAGAAUGGCGGAGGUGCAUUCUUGAUUCCGUAUCUCGUCAUGUUGAUUUUCUGUGGCUUACCUCUGUUUUAUAUGGAACUUGCCCUUGGCCAAUUUCAGAGAUGUGGUUGUUUAACGGUUUGGAAUCGAAUAUGUCCCGCAUUCAAAGGGAUAGGGUUCGCCAUCAUUGUCAUAGCAACAUACAUUUCCUGGUAUUACAACACUAUCAUCGCUUGGUGUGUGUACUAUUUCUUCUCGUCAAUGCAAGAAGAUGUUCCCUGGAAGACAUGUGAUAAUGAAUGGAAUGAGAGAUACCGCUGUAUGAGAUACCCAACAGACGACAGACUCAACAGCACCACGGGAUUGUUCUGUUAUACUGCACAUAACACCACAUCGUGUAUCUUUCAAAACCAAACUCAGACCUCAACGGAACAAUAUUUCGAGAGGGAAGUUUUAGGAUUACAAUAUGCCGAUGGAAUAAAUCAUGUAGGAGGUGUAAAUUGGAUGAUAGCUUUGUGUCUACUCGGUGUUUUUGUCAUCGUUUAUUUUGCCAUGUGGAAAGGCAUCAAGAGUUCGGGGAAGGUUGUGUGGGUGACCGCGACAAUGCCGUACGUCGUACUGUUCAUCUUGUUGAUCCGUGGCUGUAUGCUGGAGGGCUCCAUGAAAGGAAUUAUUUACUAUGUGACCCCGGUUUGGAAUGAAAUCGCCAAAACAGACGUCUGGAUAGCGGCAGCGGCACAGAUUUUCUUUUCCCUGGGACCUGGUUUUGGAGUUUUGUUAGCUCUCUCUAGCUAUAACAGACUCAACAACAACUGUUACAAGGACGCUCUAAUAACCAGUUCCAUCAACUGCUUCACAAGUUUUUUUGCCGGCUUCGCUGUAUUUACCGUUCUUGGUCACAUGGCAACAAUUCAAGGCAAAGAAGUCCGGGAUGUAGCGAGAGACGAUGUGGGGCUGAUAUUCAUCGUAUAUCCAGAAGCCAUAUCCACUCUACAGGUUUCACCGCUAUGGGCAAUACUGUUCUUUUUAAUGUUCAUCACUCUCGGACUAGAUACAACAUUUGGAGGAUUAGAGGCUAUUUGCACGGGGGUUCUAGACGAAUGGCCAGUCCUACGGAAACACAGAAAGCUGUUUGUUCUUUUUCUCAUUAUAUACUGCUUUGUCGGGGCCCUAGCUACAACCACAUAUGGAGGCAUACACGUUGUUCAGCUGCUUGAUUCUUAUGUUGCCCCGAUUGCCCUCAUCUUUGUGGUGUUCUUGGAAGCUGUCUCCGUCUCAUGGAUUUACGGUGUGGAACGGUUUAGUGAUGACAUCAAGUCUAUGCUUGGCUUCAAACCUGGCAUUUUUUGGAGAGUCUGCUGGCAGUUCCUUAGUCCCGCAAUACUGCUCUUCCUUUUCAUCAUGUCGUUGAUUAGUCACGUGCCACAGCCGUAUGCACAAUAUACCUACCCAUCUUGGGCGAUUUCCAUUGGCUGGAUUAUAGUGAUGUCGUCGCUAAGUUUCAUCCCAGGAUAUUUCAUCUAUAGGCUCAUGAUCACUCCUGGUACCUUUCGGGAAAGACUGAGAGCAGUGUUUACCCCUAUAGAAGUGCCAGACCAUGGAUACGCGGAACCAGUUCCUGUCUAAACCAUCCGAAAAUCGUUGAUGUUGCUUUUCUGUUGUAUAUUCUCUCUGACACAAAAUAUAUAUACAUGUAUUAAAAAAAGAAGAGUCUACAGGAAGUAGUGUAUCUGGAUAUAGCAGAAGUAUUUUCGUGAGUUUUGUUGUAGGGAUAUUCAAAAAUGUUAUGCAAAAUGUCAAAACAUUUAUAUGUUAGUAUGUUUCUAUCUGGCUGCAAUUAUUUUCAUCAUUCCAUGUGAUUUGAAAUAUAUUUCCUCAGUAUACAAAUAUUAAUAGUAAAAAAAGUAAAAGCAAACACUAGGAUGAUGGGAAAAUGUGGGAGGGAGUUUUUAAAUGCAAGCAUCGGAAAUUUAUUCAAGAGCACGGAGUGGUUGAAGGGUAAUGUGCUCACCUGACCGACCCCCACAAUUAUCAGUACUAGUCUAGAUUAUUAAAAUAGUCGAAUCGCCUAAUUCUUGGAAUUUUAGGGUAGUUUUCUGGGGGGGGGGGGGGGGGGGUUAUUGUCUAGCAGCUUUCGAUUUUCAAAUUAUAAUGCAGACUAUACUCUACCACGAAUACUGAAUACAAAUUGCUAUAUGCCUGUAAAUAUUGUGUACAACUACAUGUCAGUCAACUCAUUUGUUAAUUUGGACUUUUUUAUAUGAUAAAUUUCUGUUUUUAUUUAGAAUGUUACAAAUGUAUAUAUGUAUUUCAAUCAUGGUUCAUACCGCAGUUGAUAUGAUAUAUACGUGAUAACACUGUGUACUAAAUUAUUAUAACUUUUCCAUGUGCAUCAGGGACGAUAUAGAUGGGUCAAGGAACAUAUUGCUCUUGCAGUUCCUACAUGAUAUUUGUACAUGUAUGUGGAACAAGAACCAAAAUCAUUUUUGUCGAUAGAACGGAGCAGAAACCUUUUAGGUAUCUUAGGUGACCCAUUGUGUUUAGUAGUCUGCUGUCGUCCGUCGUGCGUUAACAUUUGAAUAUAAUCAACGUCUUCUCUGGAAGUACAUGGCCAUUUUCAUAGAAAUUGUUAUUUUGAUGGUUCCAGGGCUUUAAGAUUCAUAUAGAAUAAGGUUCAUAUAUAUUUCUUUAAAAAUAUUCUUCUUAGCUCCUGGACAUCAAACAAUAAAACUAAGUACAUACAUGUAGUAAUGAUAAGAAGAGAAACCUUUGCCAAAAUUGUGAAGUAGUUCACUGGCUAAGUGAUUCUGGUACUACUUAAGAUGGGGCUUUAUGUCUCAUAGAGUGAAACUGAUUUCUCUAUAAAUCUGAAUCUUCAUCAAAUUUCGCAUGGAUUACCUUUUGGGUAAGGGGAAAUAAUUUUUUGUCUUUCAUGGUCCCUGCACUUCUGGAGAGUGGGGGUUGAGGUCAAAACUAUAAAAUGAUGCAUUCUUUAAAACUCUUCUUACAUGUAACUCAGGGACAUAUAGCAGACAAACUGUGUGUAUAAUCAAGACGAGCAAGGAUACCUCUACUAAAAUUGUGUAAUUCAUAUCCCUUGUGCGAGGAGUUCUAGAAAGUUCAUAAAGUGAAAAUGCAAUAAUUCUUUUAAAAUUUUGUUCUUAACUCGCAUUGUAGAAUUAAACUGAAUACACUGAGAAGUCUUUGCCAAAAUUAUGGAAUAUUUUGCACCCUGGGUCAGGGGUUCUGGAGCUAGGGUGGGACUUUAUAGCUCUUAUAGUGAAAAUUGAUUAUUUUUUAAAAAUAUUUUUUCUCUGAAAGUACGCGUUGAUUUUCCAUCAAGUGUAUGAAACAUUUUCGGUUUAAGGGAAACUAAAGUUGUGAAUUUCAAGGUCAUUGCACCUGUGGGGCCUGAGAUUCGGGAUCAAAACCUCAAAGUCUUUAAGUCUUUUUUAUUCAGGGAAAUCUAGUUGACAAACUUUGUGUAUAAUUCUGAAGAGCAAGGAUGCUUCUACUAGAAAAAUGAAAUCCAUAGAGGUUAUAUUGCUAGGGCGGGGCUUUAUAGCUAAUAAUGAAAAUGUGUAUAUCCCUUAAAAUCUUCGUUACCCCUGCAUAGCUUGAAGAAAAAAUAUAUGCAUGGUUAUGAAGAGCAUGGUUCUAUCUACUAAAUUAUAAAAAAUAUAAUCCCUUGGUCAGAGGUUUAGGCUUUAGGGCGGGGUCUCAAGAGUUAUUUUAUGAAAAUGCAUUUGAUUUCAAGAAUUUCUUUUCUUUUCACAUCUGUGUAUCGUGAAGAAAUUCUGUGUGGAUGGUUAUAAAAAUAACCUACCGCCAUCUACCAAAAUUGUGAAAUAAGGAAAAGAGAGAUAAUACACUUUAUCAUGUAAAAUAAUCGUCUUUACUUCACUGCAUUGUGACAAAAUACUAUAUGUAUGCUUAUGAGGAGAAUGAAGACUACUCCCGAAAUUGUAGAAUUCAUUACCCCUAGGCAAAUCACAGAAGCUUCAAUGAAAUAGUGAAAACACAGUAUAAGUAUUUUUUUUUCAAACGAUCCUUUACACCCUUAACCUUGGAAAGCUAAGAACACUUUAUUUUUAUUUUUGAAAAAACAUUCGACGUUUGAUUGAACUGUCCAUGGAAAAGUUGCUGCAUUUUACUCAGAUGACCGUUAAGGCCAUGUGCCUCUUCAAACUUCGAAGCACACGACGUCUCGUACAUGCAGAAUACACAUAAUGAACAUGCAUGUUGAAUAUGCAAGACUGUGAAUAAUGCAUGUAGAAAUACCGAGGAUGAUUUUUAGUUGAAAAGUUAACUAUGGAAGACUGAGGGUGUGGGUAAUGCAGGGCACUGAUUCUUCUAGUGUCGCCUUUACAGAAUGGCAUAGACUGUUGAAAAAUGUGUAUGUAUUGUUAUGUAUGUACAGUAGUUUAUAUAUAUAUAUAAUUAUAUAUUGAUGUUUUAUCAGUGUAUGUUCUAAUAUAAAUUUUUACAUUAUUUAAAGCGCUGCAAUACUUAGUAUCAUUGAAAUAAUUAUUUAAGCAAUAUUGUCCAAUAAUAAAUUAUAUAGGCAAU
This is a messenger RNA of Ostrea edulis (European flat oyster), 4940 nucleotides long. Its product is annotated as sodium-dependent serotonin transporter-like. Bases 228 to 1997 code for a protein of 589 amino acids. Gene Ontology annotation, cellular component: membrane; neuron projection. The transcript is spliced from 13 exons. The record is from RefSeq and is a predicted model, not a curated record. NCBI's taxonomy places the organism in Eukaryota, Metazoa, Mollusca, Bivalvia, Ostreida, Ostreidae. Gene Ontology annotation, molecular function: serotonin binding; serotonin:sodium:chloride symporter activity. Gene Ontology annotation, biological process: sodium ion transmembrane transport; serotonin uptake.